Molecule: messenger RNA, 861 nt
Organism: Penicillium paradoxum
Lineage: Eukaryota; Fungi; Ascomycota; Eurotiomycetes; Eurotiales; Aspergillaceae
Product: sulfotransferase family protein
Exons: 3
Coding region: 1-861 (286 amino acids)
Source: RefSeq, a predicted model, not a curated record
AUGUCUCUCAUGCUUUCCGAUAAUCUGGCUCCCCAGCCCAUGACUGAUAUCUUCACCGAUGAUACGAACAUUAACCGCCGAAAGUGCCACCGCACAGUGCCUAUGAAGGUGCUUGCUCUAGGUGUCGGCCGUACUGGAACUGCUUCGCUUCGCAAGGCCCUUGAGCGUCUUGGUUAUGGCAAGUGCUACCACAUGAUGUGCGCGAGUGUUGAGAACCCGCCGGACUGUCUCAUGUGGCACGAUGCCCUGAACGCAAAGUAUGACGGUGUCGGGGAGUUCGGCCGCAAGGAAUGGGAUCAACUUCUGGGUGAUUGCCAGGCCGUCUGUGACUGGCCUGCCUGUGCCUUCGCAAAGGAAUUGAUUGAAGCCUAUCCCAAUGCCAAGGUUAUCCUGACUACCCGUGAUGUUGACCCAUGGCACGCAUCCGUGAUGAAGACCGUCUUCUGGCGUGUCUCAGACCCAGAGCACAAGUUCGUCUCGAACUUCAGCUGGGCUGCUAGCAUGUACUACCCCAUGCUGAACAAGUUCUUCGAGACCUUCUUCCGUGGCGAUUUCCCUGGCAAGGGCAAGCAAGUCUACGAAGAUCACGUUGGUGAGGUCCGCAGCAUGGUUCCCCCCGAGCGUCUGCUCGAGUACAACAUUAAUGACGGUUGGGCCCCUCUCUGUGAGUUCCUCGAGGAGGAGAUCCCCGACACUCCCUUUCCUCGCGGAAACGACAUGGCCGACUUCUACAGGCGCUGCAGCACUCGUAACCGCCAUCAAAUGAUGAAUGCCGCCUUCCAGGCUGUCACCAUCGGCGGAUCGCUGCUUGCCGCUGGCUUCGCUGCUACCGUUGCUUUCAAGCGCUUCUCCCUUCGCUGA